This is a messenger RNA of Rhinichthys klamathensis goyatoka, 1423 nucleotides long. RefSeq lists its product as uncharacterized. The coding region runs from base 158 to 931 and encodes 257 amino acids. NCBI's taxonomy places the organism in Eukaryota, Metazoa, Chordata, Actinopteri, Cypriniformes, Leuciscidae. The transcript has 2 exons. The record is from RefSeq and is a predicted model, not a curated record.
GGUAUGAUCCAAUCAACCACCUGGCACCUGACACCUUCAGAGUCAGAUCAAACUGCUACUGCAAGGUUUGUUGAUAUUCCAAACAAAACGUUUAUGUAGCAUAUGCUACCUAAACCUGCAGUGGCAGUUAUUUUAUCAGUUCACUGCAAGCAGCACAAUGAGAAGGAGGUUUAGUGCAGCAGAAACCCUGGAUAUUCUCCUGGAACCCAGUGGGGAGGAAGGAGACCAGACAAACUGUGGUUUGGAGUCAGCAGAGGAUCAAGGAUCUGAAACGGACAGUCAGACUGAGUUUGACCCAGAUUAUGUCGACACAGAUGAAGACUCCGAGGUAGAGGAUCCUGCUGUAGCAACGUAUGCAUCCAAAAAUGGGGAAAUUGUCUGGACUGCUACUGCACCUGACCAGACAUCAGGGAGAGCAGCAGCAGAGAACAUCAUGAAGAUGACUCCUGGGCCAACGAGAUAUGCCUGUUCACAUGUUGAGGACGUAAGGUCAGCUUUUGAGCUUUUUUUUCCUGAGCAAAUUCAAAAGACACUGAUAGACAUGACAAAUUUAGAGGGAAAAAGAGUCUUUGGAGAGUCAUGGAAUGAGGUGGAUUGGGUGGACUUACAGGCUUAUAUUGGCCUUCUAUUGCUGGCCGGUGUCUACCGUUCCCAAAAUGAGGCCACAAUGAGCCUGUGGAACGCAGAAACAGGGAGAGACAUGUUUUGUGCUACAAUGUCUCUGCGAGCCUUUGAAAUGAUAACAAGAGUCAUUAGAUUCGACGACCGAGAAACAAGACCUUACCGAUGGAGAGAUGAUAAACUGGCAGCGAUUCGAGAAAUAUGGGACAAAUGGGUUGAAAUUCUACCGAAAAUGUACAACCCUGGCCAAGCAGUUACAGUCGACGAAUGUCUGGUACCGUUUAGAGGACACUGUAACUUUAAGCAAUAGAUGCCAAGCAAGCCAGCCAGGUAUGGCAUCAAAAUCUGGGCAGCUUGUGACGCUAAGACCAGUUAUGCAUAUAAUAUGCAAAUAUAUACUGGGAAGCCAGGUGAUGGGCAGCGAGAGAAGAACCUGGCAAUGCGCGUUGUCCUCGACAUGUCCGUGGGUCUCCAAGGGCACACCAUCACCUGUGAUAAUUAUUUCACGUCGUAUGCCCUUGGCCAGGAGCUCCUGAAGAGAAAACUGGGCAUGCUGGGAACUGUGAGAAAAAACCAACCUGAGCUCCCAUCUGCGCUGGUAAAGACAAGGGGCAGAGAGAAAUUCUCUUCAGUGUUUGCCUUCACCAAUACACACACACUUCGCCAUUACUGUCCCAAAAACCCCAGAAAUGUGCUCUUGAUGAGCACAGUUCACAAGGGAGCCACGGUCAGCACAGGUGACGAGAGGAAGCCGGAUGUAAUCCUGGAUUACAACAAGACCAAGGGUGGAGUGGACAGCCUU